This is a messenger RNA of Thrips palmi, 8010 nucleotides long. It is a transcript of the gene lov, whose product is annotated as protein jim lovell. Gene Ontology annotation, biological process: regulation of transcription by RNA polymerase II. NCBI's taxonomy places the organism in Eukaryota, Metazoa, Arthropoda, Insecta, Thysanoptera, Thripidae. The record is from RefSeq and is a predicted model, not a curated record. Gene Ontology annotation, molecular function: DNA binding; protein binding. Bases 24 to 2528 code for a protein of 834 amino acids. The transcript is spliced from 8 exons. Gene Ontology annotation, cellular component: nucleus.
UGGGCGCGGGCCCCGACGGCGACAUGGCCGGCUCGCCGCACUACAGCCUCCGCUGGAACAACCACCAGACCCACAUCCUGCACGCGUUCGACACGCUGCUGCAGAGCGAGGCGCUGGUGGACGUGACCCUCGUGUGCGAGGACACUCGGCGCGUCCGGGCGCACAAGGUGGUGCUGUCGGCAUGCAGCCCCUUCUUCGAGAAGAUCUUCGCCGAGACGCCGUGCAAGCACCCCGUCAUCGUCCUCAAGGACAUCCGGUCGUGGGAGCUGCAGGGCAUCGUGGACUUCAUGUACAAGGGCGAGAUCUCGGUGGUGGAGGAGCAGCUCUCGUCGCUCAUCAAGGCGGCCGAGUCGCUGCAGGUGCGCGGGCUGAGCCACCACGACCAGAUGCCGGCGCAGGCGCGCGGCCACGGCCACGGCGACCGGCACGGCGACCGCCACUCCGGCAUGUCCGGCCGGCAGUCGCCGCCCCAGGUGUGCCUGGAGAAGUUCCCGCACUACCCCGGUGCCUACCACAAGGACGACGCCAUGAGCCCGCACAACGGGCCCGGCGCGUCGUCGCCGUACUCCCCCUCGCCGUCGGACAGGGACCUGCGGCUGUCGUCGCCGCUCCGGCUGCCCACCAUCCCCCACAUCUCCUUCUCCGACAACCCUCCCACGCCGUCGGGCGACCACUUCUGCUCGUCGCCGCUGCCCAGGAGAAAGCAGGCGAGGCCGCGCAGGAGGUCAGGGGAACAGAGCGGCGAAGGUCGCGAGGGCCGCGGCGCGCUCGGCAUGGGCGCCAUGGGCGGCAUGCUGCCUGGCAGCCUGGCCGGCAGUCUGGCCGGCAGCCUGCCCCAGGACCUGAGCAAAGCCACCUCCUCGCCCACCGCGGAGCGCCCCGAGCGCCCCGACCGGAUGGAGCGCCUGGAGCGCCUGGACAUGGCCGAGAACCUAUCGACCAAGAGGAGCCGGCCUUCCAGUGUGGGCCUCCCCGGCGAGCGGGGCGAGCGUAGCGGCCACUCGUCCAGACAGACCACCCCCGCACCGCCCACCACGCCCAACGCAAUGCCUCCGAGUCUAAAGCACGAGAGCGAAGAAUCUCAGUCCGCCGACUGCCUCGACAUGUCGAACCCGGAGAGGCGAGACUUCCCCAACCACGUACCAGACCACCCGCACCCCGGCCUCCUUGGACUCCGACCAGAUUCAUCGCUAGACAACCCCGGCUUCCCUACUAUGCCUUCACUCUCGGCCUUGGCACUGACAACUCCUCAGCACGUCUUCCCUCUGGACUCUCAGCUCGGCUUGUUCCCCGGCAUGGAGGCGUGCCGAAACCCGCUGCUGAACGACCUGCCCGAGUCCCGCAACGAAAACCACCACCUCCCCAACCCCAACCCCAACGCCGGCCCCGUCUCCGGCUCGGGCCCGACCACUAGCGGCAAGCGGAGCAAGAGCAAGUGGCAGGACGGUAAGUCAGGUCGACCCAAGGGCCAGCACUCUGCGCCGCGCGGAGGCCCGCCCCGUUCGUGGACCAACGCGGAGCUCACUGAGGCCCUGCAGCACGUGUGGAACAAGAAGAUGACGACGUCGCAGGCGUCGCGCAUCUUCGGCAUCCCCUACAACUCACUGCUCAUGUACGUGCGCGGCAAGUACGGCAAGUCGCUCAAGCUGGAGCAGCUGCGCAAGGACUGCCAGGGCGGGCCGAUGGGGCCGCUCGAGCUGCUGGGACUGCCGCCGCUUGGCCACAACAACAACCAGAUCACCACCAAGGAGCAGCACAUGGAGCGCAUCGACAGGCUGGACCGCGACAUGGACCGCGACGUGCCCGCCAUGCCCGAGUCCGAUCUCAUCAUGGGGCCCAACUUCAGCCCCUACUCGGCCGGCAACUUCUACCCGGACUUCAGCUCGUUCCCCAUGCCCGUCAGCAUGGUGCACUUGCUGCCGCAGUCCGACAAGAACCGCCUGAACCAGGCCGGCGCGGGCCAGCUGCCCCUGGCGCUGGACUUCGCCAGCUUCCGGGGGAAGGACGACCUGGAGCACGACGAGAGGGAGCGGGACCGGGAGAGCGAGCGGGACCGCAAGCGGGAGCGCAAGGCGGCGCAGGCGCACCAGGUCAUCCUGCGGGAGCGCGAGCGCGAGCUGCAGCAGCAGCAGCGGGAGAUGCUGCAGCAGCGGCGGGAGCAGCAGGACCGCGAGAUGAUGCGGGAGCGGGAACGAGAGCGGGACCAGCGGGACCAACGCGACCAACGCGACCAGCGGGAACGAGAGCGGGACCCGCCGUCCUCGCCGCGGUCCUCGCAGUCCACGCCGCAGCCGCCCGUGGCCCCCGCCACGCCGCCCUCGCCCACGCAGGAGAACAACAACACCAACACCGACAAGCUGAUGAAGACCCAGGACCUGAUGGCCUUCCGCGCCUGCGGGGUGGCCAGCCCCAAGGACUUCCCCAAGGACGACCCCAUCCCCGUGUCCGCCAUGACCCCCGUGCCCACGCCGCCCCUGGCGAUGCUGCCCGCCCAGCCGGAGCUGGUCGAGUUCAACGGCCAGGAAUAGAAUUGUGGGCAGGAUAAGAAGUAUGCCAAGAAGCAGCAGCAGCCACCGCCAGUGUCAGGGGAAGACCUAGACAGACUCAGCAAGUUCGUCCCCGUCUUGAUCUACUAGCAUAUCAGUAGUUUUUCUUAACUCUCCCCCAGUUAUGUAGCGUAGACGUUUCCACUGCAGCUACAGCUUGUGUUGUCCCGUGUCCCACCUGAGCCGGCCGCCUAUCCUUGUGACUGGGAUAGAAACACGAAAACUGCUUGCUUCGUACUUACUUAUCCUGCACACGAUUUAACCACUUUCGGUUUUUGGGCCGGGUCUUAUGCAGGGUGCAAACGCGAACGCAAAAGAAGAGGAGGACGUGGCGCGCCACGCGUUACAAUGUGUAUACUAAAACUAAAGAGAAACGCUGCCACUUGUGCCCAUGGCUUGUUCUCUUGUGAUUCUAAGUCAGUGCUGACCUCUUCAUAACCAUGGUGCACCAGGACAUUACUGUGACACUGUUACUUUCAUUCUUUCUUUUUAAUUUACCAUGACUAUCAAAGUGUGCAAGUGAUGAACUUGUAGUCCAUUUUGUGCUAGGAUUAUUCACGAACUAUGCCAGUGAUAGGACAGCUGUGUGGAUGUGGUGUGACUACAUUCCUGUUUUCGGUGAUGUGUGGGUAGAAACCAAAAAUAAAUGCAUGCAUGGACAUCAUGCUAGUAUAUGGUGUUAAGUGAGAACUCGAAUGCUGAGUGUAAACCAUGAUGGAUGUAAUUCUGCGUUAUUGUAUAAUUUGUUUGUGUUACUGUUAAACGUCACAUUAUAUUUUAAGUGCAGACCCAUCAUUGGUCUUUUUACACAGCUCGAUAUACUCACUUACAUUUUCUAUCAAUGCAUCUUAAAUUAAAUUAUUAUAUGUGAUACAUCAUUGUUUUUCUUAUAUUUAUUUCCUUUAAAAUAUUGUCAGUUAACGAAGUGGUGAUCUGCAUUUUGCAUUCUUCUGCAAAUUAUCUGUUUUAGUUAUAGUUCAUGAUUUUUUGGAAGCACUGGUUUCAAACUGAGUAGUACAGAUUCAAUAUACUUCUAAAGAAAAUAGAUUGUUGAAAUCCCUGCAAGCAAAGCAAUCCCUGUGAAAGUUUGUAUUAGUUACAUUGCCUAUUUACUAUAUCUUAAGAGUUACAUUCUGUAAGAGUCGAUAUAGUACCUGUGCUUCCCUUGAGAAUAUUGCAGUACAUACCGAAUGAUGAGUUGGGGCUUGUUAUGUUUUAGUGCUUGCUGCUAGCCGUCACUGUGCUGCUCAUCGGAUGCUUGAGCAGUUUUACAUUUGCCAAUGAUCUAUAGAGAAGACUGACUUCAUUCUUGUUUCAAUUGAAGAAAUAUAUUUCUUCAUCACCACUUAUAUUUAUAACAAUUAACUACUACAGUUCCUGCAGAGAUUUUAUACCAAAUAUUGCAUUUUCAUGCAUAAGGUUUGUGUUACAAUAGUUGUAAGAAUUUAACCAUAUUUUUAUCCAUAUUAUACAGAUGACAUUUGUUUUGUUAUUCAUCCAUCUAUGGGACAGUAUACACUUUGUACAUCAAUUUUCAGAACUUUCAAUAGUUGAAUGAAUGUUGCAGAAAAAGUUUUUCCCCCUCAGAAUCACCUGACAGAUCUAUUGUGGGUGAAAAUGUGAUCUUUAUUAAUAUUUUAAUUGGUUACGUGCAGAAAUAUUUCUGUGUUGUUGGAUUGUAGCGAUAGGGCCCAAGGACAUCUCUUUAACUAAUAUAUUUUGUAAAUAUUGUUUAUAUAGUAACCUUGCCAUGUGGAACGAAAGUAGUGAAAUUAUCUUAAAUUAUAGGCAGUGUCUGGUUCUCAGUUUCUUUUGAUGUAUUCACUACUAUUGAUCUAUUGUUCAUCAUAUGUAGUGCUCGCUCUAUCCUUUUGAUGUAAUUACAUUAGAGACAUGAAAAAAUGAUUUUAAUUGAUAUUGUUGUGAUGUAUUGGACAUUCAAAAUCCCCGAUAAUGGAUAAUAUCAUCAUAAAGUUAAUUUGGGAAAGCAAAUGUGCUUUCGGCUCUUGUUAUGUAAAAAUUCUUACAAUUAUGUGGAGCACAAAGCUCCAUUUUAAGAUAAUUAAUCCCUUAUCAUCCUUGCUAUUAUAUAAUUAUUGUUACUACUAGCACUCAUGUCAUGUCUAAUUUAAUAAUGUAUUUCAUUGAGAGCAUCAUGUUCAUGAACAAAUUCUUCUUUUCGCGCGAGUGUAUGUAGUGGUCGAUAGAGCUCCAUGAAUAGAGUAGCGCAAUAUUUGAAGGAAUAUUUUUAAUUCUAUGCACUGCAGAAAAUACAUUCCAGCUAACAGUUAAUGUUUCUGAUACAAACUUCAUACCACUGCAGAUCUCUAUACUUACUUAAUUUACAGGGUAAAAUAUUCAUCAAUUUAUUCAUAGUUAACAGAUUAUUGUUACUUUAUAUACUGAUUCCCCCAUUUAAGCAAAGGUAAACUCUGUUAUCAGAUACAACUUAAUAAUUCAAUAAUUCAGGCUCACUUGCUGCUCCCAGAGUGCAGCACACAAGUCCUACAUGUUAUGAAUCUGUGAUUGAUCUCUCAAGAAGUUUGUCAUAUAUCAUGCUUUUUGUAUAUUGGUGUCCCAAUUGCUUACAAUUUAAGUCCGAGUGUUUUGGACCAAGAUGUUAUUGCGCUCAUGAACCACUCCUAUCCUUGUGCUGUGCUCAUAUCACCAGUUAAGUCCUAUUUGAUUACAAUAUAUCCCUCCCAUAACAUUUUUAUGCUACAGUUCAUAGAUUAAGAAAAGAAUGUCUAUUUUAUCUGCCUUACCACAACUGUUCCUACACAUCUUCCAUAGUUAAACAUGUAUCUUCACUAUUUAAUGAAAGCAAAUCACACUAUCAAACAAAACUGUUAAUAUUAUCUCUCUGUCUACGGUGCAAAAUGGUUUGCCAGAAUGUAUUAGUAACUCCUCUCAGCAUCAUUUAUUUUGCGUGUUUUAAACACAAUGGCACAAUUUUAUGAACAGUACGGUACUGUUCAAUAAAUAGGUUUGAGAGACUCAUGCGUCCAGUGCCAACGGGUUAAAGUCAAAGAUUUUGCGAAUAAAAGGUUGUGCAGUUGAAGUAUUAAUAAUUGCUUUAGGUUUGAAAGUGGUUAUUAUCAUUUUCUCAAUUCAAGAAGAAACACAAUUUUAUUCCUUGUUUACAAUUUGCACUUUUUUUGAAAAAGGGUAUAGUUUAAAGUUCCUUUUUAUGUUAAACACUUUUCUUGUUUUGAACUCGUAAAUGUUUAUGAUUGUCAUUGUUUCAUUGUAAAUUUGUUAGUUUUUGAAGUCGUUCCUCAUCUUUAUGUUUUAUGAUUUGGUGAUGGUAAUUGCAAAAAAAAAUGUAAUAUGGAUAGCUUAAUAAUAUGCAACAUCAUUAUGACUACUACAGAAAGUGGAAAUUGAAAUAGUAUACCUCCUUUCAUACCGAAAACAAAGUGAAUGCGGAAAAUGGUAGUCUCGUUAUUAAUCAUGUAAUAUAAUUGUAUGUCACGGUUAAGUAUGCAAAUGAUCAAGAGUAACUGGGUCUCCAAAUAUAAUUUGCUGGGAAAGGCUUCCAAUUGAGUGGUUCUACAGUUUUUAAGUAGAUGUCAAGGUGCUAUCGUAGUAAGAUGGUGGGUGGGUACUAUUCUAGGACUUCAAUUAUUGUCUGUUUACUGCAAUAGCUGGAUUAUAUACUACUGGUGCUAUGUCGUAAGUCUGUUCUGAUCUUGUAUGGUUCCUAUUCAUUGAUAGAGACUUGUGUAGGGGAAAGCUGUAUUGAUGAUAACGGUGCUCUUGAACUGUGAUGUUAAUUAUAGCAUUGCACCGCUUUUAUUCACUUUCCAGUCCUUCAUGAACCACUCAGUUUGGAGUUUGCCUGACCCUACUGAUACCCUGAUUUUGAAUCAUUUCUCAAGGCUUUCUUUGUUUUAGUUCCUCUAUGUUGUGCAUACUCAUUUUUUUUGUAUAUUUUGUUUAUUUGUUUACAUUUAUGAUGUAAAUGAUAUUCAAUGUGAGGCUGUUUUGUAAGAGGGCUCUCAGUCCUCUGGGGAUUUUCCCUUUAGAUCAUUUGACUGUAUCUGGGACAAAGAUGUCCUUUACAAAAGUAACGCCUUGAAAGCGUUAAGUGAUAAUAUUGCAAAGCAACACUGACUAGUUUGAAUUUUGUUCUGUUUAGUUUUUCUUAUUUGUUUCUUAUAUGUUGGCACAAACCAUCAUAAUUUACAAAUGUUACUUCAGAACAUUUUAUGUUGUAAUGUGUGAUGAUAGUAUUUAUUGAAAUAAGAAUACCAAUUCUUAUAAAACAAAGUUCAACCCAUUUUUAGUUUAUUUUUUAUUUUUCCAGAAUCCCCCUCCUAUAAAGAAAACAUCCACUAUGUAGUUGUGCAUUAGACGUUGGCAAAUUUUAUUUGCCCAGCUGCUCUGUGGUGGCUGAGUGAGAUUUUCCUGAAGGUUUAAGUUCCUUAGCCUCUUUUGGCACCAUUGCCCUAAUGUGGCCUGUGAAUAUAUACACUCCUUAAACUGAUCAUUUUAUUUUAUAAAAUUUUCCCUAAAUCCACUCUGAAAGGAAAAGGUACACCCCAUAUAGUGGCAUCUCAUUAAUUUAUCAAUGCAGCUCUCUUGUUUCUGGGCUACAUAAGUAACAUUUUCACGAUGAGUUCAUUACCAAUGUGAAACACAUCUACCUCAAUCCUCUCAACUGAUACAGGCAUUAAAGUCUCUCAUUUGUAGACUUCAAUAACCAAGAAGGAAAAAAAACGUAAAUAUCGAAAAGCUAUCCUAAACGUUCUUCUUAAAAAUAGCUUUUAUUUUUUAUCUGCUUUUCUCUCAGUGACGAUAUGCUGCAAUUUGUAUUAUUUAGUCAACAUCUGUUGUACUUUGGCCACAUGUUUGAUUACUAUUUCUUUACAACACUUGAGUUGCAUAACUGUCUUUGACUAAGAAAGGGACUCUGGGUUCAGGACUUUCUCAUUUCUUAAUUAUUGGUGCUAUCUUGUAUACUAUUAAUUUAAAAAUUUAAUAGUUUUGGUAUAAGAUUGCAAAAUUUAGGGGCUCUUAAAUUCCUUGCCAAACAGAAUCCCAUUUUAUGUUUGCAUAGAGAUCAUUGAAAGUUUCUCGCAAAGCAGUAAAUAUUGUUCAGUCUGUUGUUUAUGAUUUUACUCACAAGGCUUCCAUGUCAUUAUGACUAGUCUUGGUGUGUUUUGAAAAAGAAUCUUAAGUGCAGGUGUCUGCUAUUGUAUCAUAAAUGUGUAAUGUUGUGUGUUUUCACUACGAUAGAUGUACAUAGAAAGUUGGUGUUUGUUAAAAUUUUGUGAAUAUACUAGCUACAUCAUUGACCUCUAAACAUAAAUGGUCUGGAAACGACCAAGACAAAUGUAUUUGGCUGAUAAACAUUUGUUUCCGCGCUAUGUGAAAAAAACAUAUCGCAAAAGGAUUCUGUAAACUAUGUUUUGUAGAAAUAGGUUUUUAAUAUAUGUAAAUAAAUUUAUGAGCAACAAAA